CACUGUUGGUGGGACGAUCAUUCAUAUUCACCGAGUCGAUUCAUUUGACCAACAUUACAGGAUGGCAGUGAAAGAAUAUCUGCAAAAUUAUUGAUACUGUAGUAGUUCCUAUAGACCAAACCCUAUUUGAUCAAGCGACCAAAAGCUUCUGUAUGCCUCGCUUUCUAUCGUGAUAAGCCAUUCUGUAUGAGUAUGGUGAUGUGGUCGUUCAUGAAGGCAAAUGUACCUAUAGCAAGAGUUGUAAGACAAAGACUCAACCUGGAACGGAGUACGUAUUCAAGCAUUAUUACCCUGUGAAUAGUAGGGCCCAAAGUGCCAACAUCUUUACGUGUGAAUUACGAGGAUAGUCUAACCCAGGGUCGGAACAAUCCUGGCGCUAAGUCAUAGAACAAUGAAUGCAGAGUACAGCAAAUUACUUUUUUUAGACAUAGUACAGACAGUCCUGCCGGAGCAGGGUUAACGCUAUCGAGUUCCUGAAGAGCGUCGCCUUGCCGGGGGUGCAGAUACUUCCUGUGGAUGCGGAUGAACAGCUCGAGCAACCCGGCUCAUCAUUGACGACUCGAUGCCGGAAACGAACCGAGCCAUAUAGUCUUGUGACGUCAUCCGAGGCAAAUCAGUCGAUGACCACGGUUGCAGUGCCAGCGCGGUAAAGUUGCUACUGCUACUAGUAGAGCCCACACAUCCCGGGUCCUCGAAACUUUUGGUGAGCUUCCGCCUUCGGGGCCGCCGCAAUGCUAGAUGCAGCUGCUAGCACUGCGACGGCUCUGCAGAUCGAAUACCGACUGAUCAUGGAGGCAAUCUAGUAUAGUUUCUAUUUCGGGAUUCGACCGAGAACCUGAAUACCAAGUGCGUAUCAUCAGCUUCGACUUCUAACAAGAGCGCAGGUGGAGCACUCGAACGUUCUCGUGCAGAACAAACAAGCGACUUGCCUUCCUCGGGGUGGAUUGACACCGAACACCCUUCGUCUCGAGGAGGGCAACUACGAGGAUUGACCCGAACAUCUGCAAAUACGAGUACUGCUGCGGGGAUUUAUUUUUACCAACUGACGACCUUCACCGCGUCGAUUUUUCGCUGGACAUGGCCGAGGUGCGACGUAGCAGAACACGCAAUUCAACUACGGGCGGUUUUUUCAGCAAUAAUAAAGUAGCUGCGUCUUUCUCAUCGACACGAUCCUACCGGUCAAAGGGCCGCCCUUUCAAAGAAUCAGUAGCGUCUUCAGGGAUUCAGUUGUCCAGCGGCAGCUGCUUGGGUGUGAUGGCAGUGGAGGCGCCUACGGCUCAGGCUCACGCGAUUUCCACUUUCAGUUCUCGCACAGAGGACUGUUAGAUAUUGUAAAGCAGAAUUGCAGCCGCGCCAGCGCAUCUGUCUGCCUAGCUCCAGCACUCUCCUUGAGGUCGUCAGGGCUUUGGAAAACCACUUGCCGCACUUGCUCGACCGGUCAGUGCCCGUUGCGAGCGAGAAUGUGGAGAUAUCCAAGAAAAAAGCUGUGGUAAGAGAUUCGGCAUUUCUUUGCAGAAGAUGCGCAAUACUUCUAGGUAUUCUUCUAUGUUGACCUACUAUACUUGUUUUCAGGCGAGAAAGAAAGCGACCAUAAGAACAGCAAAGCUCUCUGAUUAUUGUUUACACGACGACGUACCAGCUGCGGUAGCGUUUUUGUAUACAUUUGUAUGCUUUUAAGUAUGCAUGGACCUCCCCGAUUGUUGAAGUUGAGCGUUCCUGUACUGCUCCCAUUGGCGGUGUUGCGUCUUUCGAGAUGCCUGGCUCUCAACAAUGCACCGCAGUGCAGGCAGGUAUUUAGGUUCAGGAAAUUGAGGGAGGUCGUGGGCAGUUUCUGGUUCGCCUUGGCAGGAGCUAAUGCAGUGCCGCAAACGGUUGCGCUGCCUGUGCACCUGCAAUCUAGUUGUUUUGUAUACGAACUCGUCGCACAGCGCAGUUUUUUUCUUUGAUCGGCGGAACAAGAGAGCCGAAAACGGGGCGCGUGGCCAGCAACGGCGGCUCGCCGUAUGGAGAGGGGGAUCGACCGUGCUGCUUCGGGGGUGCUCCAGGGUUUUGGUUUGGUGGUUUCACGCAACCACCCACAGAGAUCGAGGUGGAGACCAGUUUCGGCUUUCUGGGGAAACAUCGCGAAACGUUCUAUUUCCCUACGCCGCCGCUUCCUCACAAGCUAGCACGCCGGGCAGCGCACCACCGUCGUCUUCUCACCAGCUCCACCGUGUAAGCCAUCAGUUUAUCGGCUUUCCAUCUUCCUCCGACGAGGCAGCGGGAACCGGCGAAGCGUGUGGAGGUGGAGGCCCCCCCGGCGGCUAUGAUGACCAUGAGGUGGAUCGAGAAAUGGCGGGGAUCGAGGCAGACAUCGGGAGUCUGUCACUGUCUAUCAAAUGCAAAUAUGUCUGGGUCUGGAAGAAUACAACUUGUCAUGCUACUUCUGGAAUCUACAUAAAAUCUGUAUUGCAUGAACAGCAAAAGAGGUCUAAUUUGUGCUACGCGGAGAGGGCAUUUCUCAUGCGGUAUGAGCAUCAGAAAACCCUCGCAAAAUCUCUGACGCUGUGGCAUGCAUCACAGACCUCAUGGGCCAUGCAAAUCUGCAUGACAAACUGCUGCAUUUUUCCAGACCCAGACAUUUUUGCAAUCCAUACUGUCGCCUGGCUCGCAACCGCGCCCGAAGCGGCAGAAAACUUUUCUAGAAGCGUUGAUGUCCAAGGGCGCCUUGUCCAAGGGCGCGUUCGACGCCGCGCAGACAGGAGGGUUUGUACCGUGGGGUGCUGGCAGCACCAGCACGAGUGCUAGCGGGACAAAAGGUCCGCCCGGCGCCGCAGCAAACAACCGGAAACCGGGCGUGCCCUCAGCGAAUUCUUUGACCCUGCAUCCGAUGCCUCCGCCGCGGUCCGGCAACAACAUUGGGAACAAUCCUUCGUUGCCACGAACCACAGCAGGCGCAGUGGAGCCUGCAUGCGCAGCGUCUGUCCAGCAGCGGGCGCCAGCAACAAAAAUGGGGACCGCGUCCGCGCCGAGGCCGAUGUGCUCUACUUCUAGUUGCGACCAUUCUAGCGGCGGUAAUACCGGCGCGCAUCCUCAUCCUCAACCUCCACGCCGACCACAGGACAAUUGGGAGUCCCUGUGGAAGGUGCCGGGUUUUCAGAACCUCACUCCGGCUGAGCGCGAGGCUUUCCACAAAGUGUACAUCGACCGCAUGCCCGAGGAGAUGGGACCCUGCGAAGGACCAGCGGGACCCGCGCCCGACACCUACGAAAGCGCGCCUCUACGUGACGAGGGAUGUUGUCUACAGUUCGGCACCUGCUCUGGCACAGGGUCUUCUUCGGGAAGUUGGGAGAUUCAGCUCACGGGCAUGGAUGGGGACAACUCGUCUUCGAGCGCCGCACUUGGGUUAGGAACGCCGCCACGAAUCAAGCGCGGGCGGGGUGCCUCAUCCGAAAGCGAGUCGCUGAGCCGAGCCACGCCGUCACCUCAUAACCAGGAUAUUAUCAGCCACCGCUCAGGCAGCCAAAGCGUCGCCGAUACCCCGAGCACCACUGCAGCCUCGCAGUCGACGCCAUCGCUGCAAACACCCCAUCUCGUCGGUCCUCAUUGCAGGGGCUCAAGGUCAUCGUACGGGUUGCCGACCCCGAGCCCUCGAGACCAGUUGGAGAGAACCUAUGCCGCCCGGCAUUUUGGCCCGCACGGUUUGGGACUUGCCGGCAUUCCUUUUCCCAAGAGCGAGUCGUGUGUGUGUUAUGAACGGGAAAUCUAGAGGUGACUUUCAUUUUCCACAGCAAGCUGAGCCCCGAAAAAGUAAACGCAUGGCAGCCCAUACAUAGGAGCCUUGGUUCUUCUUGUUUGCAUCACUCUGUCUGAUGUUGCAUCAGAGUUCAUAGAGUUCUUUCCUCUCUGUGCGGCGAGGCGACAACUACGUACAAGAAUGAAACGCGCAGAUUCACUUUAAACAUAUCAAGGAAGUAGAUCAGGAUACGGAAUUCAUGGCAACUUCGAUUAUAUUUUUCGGGGCUAGUAAUUCCUGUAGUGUCACUUAAGCUCACUGACUUUCCCUCUAUUCUUUUCCGCCGUCUUUGUCCGGGGCAUCGACCCAAGCUUCCAGUCCUUGCCUGGUAUUGAUUGAAGCUUUUUUACUUGUUUUACUUAUUUGCGUUUGGAUUUGUUUAGUAUUAGUUCGAGUCGACUUGCGACUUGAACACAACUGCGAGAUGAAGCGACGAUCGAUGUUAUGAAUUGACAGACGGACGAGCAGCAAGGUUGGUUGAAGCCGGACAGCAGACUGUACGCGCUGCAAAGAUGUCAAGACCAUGGACCUCUAGAUACCGAGCCCUGGUCUUAUAGAUUUUGGUGAUUACUGCAUGUCAUGCGAAAGGAACACAGCUUCGUUUAAGCUUCUGUGUAGGGCAAUACGCCUUGGAAGUGCACUACUUUCGCUAGGCAAGUGCCCUGGUAAGUUCUAUGGCCAUGACAUAUUUGCAAUCCAUAGGCGGACGCUAAACACGUUCCGCGUCUUUAUAGACGAGGGCAGGAAACGAUUUGCAAGCGUAAGCAGAGUCAAACAUUGCCCACCCAGGAGAGCAUAUAGUACUUAGAUCUAUUUGCUUGGCCAGCAUCAAUUGUAGACUAAGCAUCGCAGGAAAAGGAUAAACGAAACAAAGCGCACGUACGGCGAGCUAUUUUCUUGUAAGCAAGUAGAGCAAGAACUUUGCAUUGUGUAUGACUCACCUUUGAUGGGGAAUGUUUUCAUUUUGAGUCCCGAGCGCAAGGACCGACUCCGACGAAGUUUCAGUGAAGUACAUGCGCGACGACUUAAAUUCCAGGCAGCACACAUUUUGGUAUAUAAGUACUCAGUUUUUGAUUCACUAUUAAAAUGCAACUUCAGCACAUCGUACGGGGAAGACAUGAAAACGAAAACCAGGAUGCGCAUACGUGGCCCCACCUGGAUCCUCGUACCUCUAGCAUUUCACAUUUGAUGUCCUAUUCUAUAGAUUGUAUGCUUUUCCGCUUCUUCAUCGACAGGCGCGAACCGAAGCUCGAUUUCGAUUAUCGCUGGCAAGUGUGUUGUGGUCGCCUAGACAAUGAAGAAGGUGAUAUGCAUUCAUAAUAAAUAGGUCGAGCUGCUUUUACAAAUGGAAAAUGUAUCCUCUGUCCUUCCCAAAUAUUGUCUUGCCACCUCGGGGUCUAGUAGAGUAUUUUUAGCAAAUGCGCUGCGACUUCAUUAUAGCACCCAAAAUCAAAAUGAAAAUCGUGUACUGACACUGGGAUACUCCGACGAGAGCGACUUAUAAAUAUAUCAAAGUUCUUAGAAAUUUAAUUAAGGACAACGAGGCUGGAAGAUGUGUGUGUGGGAGCUACUUGUCGCCAUGUAGUUCUUUUGUCUUGAUAUGGCCAUGACACAUUUGCAGUGAAUAGGGUUCUGGUGAAGAUGGUCCGGCGCAUGGUUGUCUUGAUAAACGUUCGCCUCAGUCUUCCCAUAUGGCAGAGUGUCCGCAAUACCGUCCAGCUGAUGAAAGAAUUCCGAAUGCACGCAAGCGAGCAUGUUUCUGGUAUAAUACAGCUUUAGUGUCUUGCAAAAUCUUUCCUCACCCGAUGAAAAACUUUUCUAUGAUACUUUUGUUUUUUGUUAAUUUGCCCCCGCAACAAAUAGAAAUGGAUUUGUAAUUGUAUCUGAAUGAGAUGAUUUUGAUUUCAUUUGAGUGGCCACGACCGAUGGCUCCGUCUUUUGCUACUGAUUUUUCCGCUCGAAAGCUUUGCUUGGCGGUCUUUACCUCAGCUAGAGGAAGAAAGCCGCUGUGCUAGUCCUUGCACGGGCGGGCAAGCGAUGCUGCUGCCUUGCACCACACAAACGAAAACUGUCAUCAUUCUUCACAGCCGUCUUAGCCCUUGGGUCGUGGUACUUUGUGAAGCUGCAGGAAAAUAUCAUACAGAAAAGCGCUUGCAUAGUCACGGCUUUUCUCUCCGCCUAGCCCAAGUUGUAUAAAAUCGCGAACACUUACUUGGCGAAGUGUCCCAUGCAAGUGUACAAGACAGAGUUGUCAGACUCAGAGCAGGCACGUCAAUAUUAUUGUAUAAGUUCAAGUAUCUGACCAGAGAAGCUACGAAGGAAUGCGAGCGCGCUAUUCAAAGUACCUAUAUGUGUGUCCUUUUGGAUACUUGUAUCUACUCAAUCUCAAUGUGAUGAGUACCACAGGGUACAAUACUACGGGUAAACGCUGAGACAAAAAGAUAAAGUUUAUUGUACUAGUAGCUCUGCUUUUCUGUAGGAUAGACGAAGCGCCUAAGGACACACCCACGCCACCACAUACUAUCGACCCAGAAGAGAAAAUUCCGGUUGAUGAGGAGCUCUGGGUGAUGGACCAGCGAGCAGCCAUUUACGGAUGGGAGGAUGAAUAUAGGCGGUACGACCAAGAUCACAACCCGACGGGGUCCAAGCCGCCACUCAAUCGCAAGAAGAACGCAAGUAUCGCACGAAAAAAGUGUUUCACUGUAAGGAUUUUGCAAGUUUUGCAUCACAAGUUUGUUCUACAUCAUAGAGAAAAUUUGCCAUGCGAGAUUCCUAAGAGAAAACACAGCUAAAAAUCCAUUGUCUUGCAUGUGUAGCAAGACAAAUACUUCUCAGAUACAUUUUCUGCAUUACAAGUUUACAGAGAAACAGUUUUUUGUUGCGAUAGCAAGCGGCCAGCCCGUAAUGCCGAGGCCUGCCUCGUACAACAACUACGACGCUUGGAUGCGAGAGAAUAAGGGCAAAUUUGCAGCGGAUGAUGCGGAAAUCUAUCUUGUGCAAAAAGGUCUCCUUCAACUACUCACCAAAGCAAGCCUCCUGUCCUCGAUGAUUAAGUAAUCAGUAUCUGGUAGCAAUUUUUAAGUCACUGCGUGUAGUUUCACGGAAGUAGCAGACAUGAGGGCUGUCUUUAGGGGUAGCAGUGUGGUGGGGGCAAUUUUGAACGUGAUACAAACGGAAAGAUCUUCACGAUCUUGCUUCGCAUAGCCACGCUUGUCAUCUUCGACGAGCCGGGUCAUUUCAAGUGGUGGUUCGACUACGUCUUCCGUAUAGUUUUUCCCUUUUGUCUUUUUAUUUGUCGUCCCUUUGUUUUCUCAAUACCUAUACCACUAAAUUCUUGAUUUGAGAUGCGCUGGCCUGCUGCUUGGAGGACUGCUUCGAUGUCGGCCUGGCCAAAAUUAUAAAGAAAAACAAAAACGACUUGCAGGGUGGAUUCCGUCCCAGUACAAGGAAAAGAAGGACAUGUACCCCGUGUACCCUAAGAAGCAUCUGAUGGAGGUGCAACGGUGGGCGCUGAAGACGCUUGAUUAUCGGUUGCUCAAUCACGAGCAGUUCUUAUCAUACGAAAAAGCGUGCCCCUUCCCGCCCCUACAAAGCACUUCCCAGGGCCUUGCGGUUUUCCUCAACGGAAGCAUUUCCUUUUUCCUUCUUGCAUGUAUGACACUUGAAGAUGUUUCGAAUGUGUUCUUACAAAUAGAUAUGGUAGACGAGAUGUGGUUUGCAGUAUUGGUUCCGCCUUGCGGGCCGACGUUCUGCAGCAAAACACGUCGCAUUCUGUCAAUGCAACGCAAAACCCUUGUUAUGGGUUGCCUUUAGGGUUGCAAUCCGUUUACCAAGGCACGGAGGCUUCAGUUUCACAUGAGAACUGUAUGAUCGUUGCAAGUCGUCGCAUGCGGCAUGCCUUGCUAUAAGUAUCGUGAUCUUGUUCGUGCCGGCCCCUGCUAUUCGAACAAAAUGCGCGACGGCAUUGCGACGAUCUCCGGAAAUAAAUUCAGUACGUGAUGAUCAGCGCGCACUGGGAGCUUUGCUGCAAUGGAAAGAACAUUCAUGAUAGUGCAUUGCGUAUGUUGAGGCCGGGGUACGCUUUAUCUGCAUAGGUUUGGAUGAGGUACUUGCUCCUUAGCGGUAAAGAUCCUGCUCAGACCGAGCGAGGGCCGCUGAGUCCCUCAGGCUACGACUGCGCUAGGAAGAUAGUAGAACAACAGCAAGCGGGUGCCGUGGGUACUCGGGCUCCGUCGAGUCGGGGGACGACUUUGAGGAAUAGCCACCCCGGGUCCUCUACUGCUCGGCAGCACUCGCCUGCCAACAGCACAGCAAACAUUACGACCUCGGCGUCUGGCGACGAGGGGCUUCCCGAGGGCCUGCCGUUACAAGAGGAUCCUUCUACGAAUCAGACGAUGCACCGGACCGACGACCGCCGUCACAAGGAGAUCGCUGCCGCUCUCAGGAGCACCCUCCCCCUCGCGGCGAACGGGAGCGCCCUCCCCCUCGCUGCGAACCAGAGUAGUCCAGAGAUGUCCAUAUCCUGAACAAACGACGUGCACGCUCGCCCGUCUUUCCAGCUCUUGUAACCAGCGCCGCGGAAAAAUAGUCUCACUUUGUAAUAAUACUAUAAUCAGUGCGGGUGGUGUCGGUGUGGGAUAAAGAAGUAGAAGUCCAGUAAUAUGUUGCGCUGCAUCUGUGGCACAGCGAGUCUGCUACUGGCCGCGUCCACUUUCUCUGGCAAGCCUUCUACUUUUGCCUUUGUCGGGAGUGUCUUUCAUCUGUUCUGAUGACAAGACUACUAAUUGAGUUGAAUCAGUAGGCUCGUCGAAAGGCUCGACGUUGGGCAUCGCCAGGACUAGUCUUGAAGCGUCAUGCUGCAGGAGCACCACUUGCGUUUGAUAUUGUGCACAACAGUAUAAUGCGGGGGCCUGAGCACCACUACUGACACUGAGAGACUCCGCGUAGAGAUUCGUUCUUGUUGGAUCAAAGUGCCACGCACUCUCUCAAUGUGCAGGCUACGAGACGGGGCGUCUUUUCCAGCAUCAUGCAGCAUCAUGGAUUGUGAAGACCAGCACGAGCAGGAUCCGCCACUUCCCAACCGAAUGCACCAAUGACAUCGAGAAUAUAGAUACAGAUUCUAAACUACAAGCUUGAGCAAGAUUUGUUGAAUAUUGUUGAAACGACUUUUGUUUAUUGUAUAUUUUUACUUACUUUACUUCUCUUUGAUAUUUUUACAUAAAGCACAUGGCUUCACCUUCUAGAAGUGAAGCACAUGAAUGGAUAUAAAGCGAACAAGCGCGAGACUUUCCUUGCAUGCGCACACAUGCGAUGGACUUUCCUGUGGUUGAAAGCCAGCAGACACACUGAUAACUUUUUUAGAUAUUUACUCCUCCCAAAAAAUCCAAAAUAAGCAACUGUAAUUGUUGGGAAAUAACUGCAACCCCGCAGUGACGAGCAAAGAAUCCACCACAGCGUCAGCUCUUGUGCGGAUUCUUUCGUUCGGUCCGUAAAGCAUUUUUUUGCCGUAGUACUUGCUAUAUCUUCUUCACUACCAUGUUAUAUUCACCGAGAUGGAGACGGUCUGAGCGAGAAGGAAAGUUCCGUAGGGCAACGCGGCCUGACUUGCAUUAGUGUUAGAAGAUAAUCGGCCAAAUAAAACCCAAUGAAAUACUAUCGGUCUUCUGGUAGGCGUUGCGUUAGAUUCUACUUUCACUUUGUGGAUUCAUCGCGUAGUUGGCGGGGCCGUGGCUGGUAUUUCUACGCUUGUUUUCCUUUUCCUGAUCCUGUCUUUCGAUUUUUGCAUUAAAAAGAACGGAAGAGCGCGCUAUGCAAUUCUCGUCAAGAUGAAGAUACGCACGACUUGCAGUCGCCGCUUCCUAGAUACUUCGCGAUCGGUUAGAAGUGCUGGUCUGAGCCUUCGUGUGCUGCUGCUGCGUGCAUUCAUUUUCUUUCCGUCUGUUGUUGUCAGACGACAGCACCUGGAAAGGCGCGGUCCGUUAGUACCACUUCUGCACGAGCAAGAACCAGCGAGCUCGUUCCAUAGUACUUGUAGACAACAAAUUCAGAUGAUUUUUGACCUCAUGAUGAAUCUGUACGAGGGCUUUUGACCUCACCUCUGAGCUAUCACCAUCACGAGCUACCUCCGCAUCAGACUCGCGCGAUAUGUUUUCUGCUUCGUCGUUUGAAGUGUCUGUCACUUUCAAAAGUUAUGACCGAUAAACAUAAAU
Messenger RNA from Amoebophrya sp. A120, 9984 nucleotides. The record is from the annotation of a GenBank genome assembly. NCBI's taxonomy places the organism in Eukaryota, Dinophyceae, Syndiniales, Amoebophryaceae.